This is a messenger RNA of Doryrhamphus excisus (bluestripe pipefish), 5846 nucleotides long. It is a transcript of the gene six3a, whose product is annotated as SIX homeobox 3a. Gene Ontology annotation, molecular function: RNA polymerase II cis-regulatory region sequence-specific DNA binding; DNA-binding transcription factor activity, RNA polymerase II-specific. Gene Ontology annotation, cellular component: nucleus; transcription regulator complex. Gene Ontology annotation, biological process: eye development; regulation of transcription by RNA polymerase II; brain development. The record is from RefSeq and is a predicted model, not a curated record. Lineage: Eukaryota; Metazoa; Chordata; Actinopteri; Syngnathiformes; Syngnathidae.
UUUUUCCGGCUUGGAGGAGCCUCGUUAAAGACGGCAAUAAUAUUCCACCCUCUAAUUGCUCAUUCCGCGGAGAAGGCUACGGAUGUUAGGCUGGGAUAGACGGAGGGAGGGGCGGGGGGGUUGCCGUGGAGAUGGAAGACUCUGAUAACCCCCCGUGUGCGCGGCACUGGUGGUGAAAGCCUCUCGCUACGUACUGGCUAAUGAUUGGCACGCUUGACAGUGAUUGGCAGCGCUGCCAUGGCAACGGCGCAGCGACACCAAGAAGACCAAUAGAAAAGGGAAACAAAAUGUUUCAAUGCUACACUCAACGGCGGAUUUAGGGGGGAGAUAUUAUGAGGCUGGUGUCAUUAGGCGAUAGCCAUUGAAUCAUUCGAUCUCCUUUUUUUUUCGAGCAACUUCGCCGUGGCUCUCGUCGGGCGAUUCGCCCCCUCUUUUUUCUCCAUAAUUUUGGUUCGUCUCUCAGGUCAUUUCCAUGGUUUUCCGAUCGCCUUUAGAGCUUUAUCCCUCCCAUUUCUUCCUGCCAAACUUCGCUGAUCGCCCCCUGCUCUUGGCGAACAGCGCGCCCGCUGCCCGGUCCCCGGAAGACUUGUCCAUGUUCCAGCUACCCACCCUCAACUUCUCCCCGGAGCAGGUGGCGAGCGUCUGCGAGACGCUGGAGGAGACCGGGGACAUCGAGCGGCUGGGUCGCUUCCUCUGGUCCCUGCCCGUGGCCCCCGGAGCGUGCGAGGCCAUCAACAAGCAUGAGUCCAUCCUGCGCGCCCGGGCCGUGGUGGCCUUCCACACGGGCAACUUCAGGGACCUCUACCACAUCCUGGAGAACCACAAGUUCACCAAGGACUCGCACGGCAAGCUGCAAGCCAUGUGGCUGGAGGCGCACUACCAGGAGGCCGAGAAACUCCGCGGACGCCCUCUGGGUCCCGUGGACAAGUACCGGGUGAGGAAGAAGUUCCCGCUUCCUCGGACCAUCUGGGACGGCGAGCAGAAGACGCACUGUUUCAAGGAGCGGACGCGGAGCCUGCUCAGGGAGUGGUACCUGCAGGACCCCUAUCCGAAUCCCAGCAAGAAAAGGGAACUGGCUCAAGCCACUGGACUCACUCCCACACAGGUCGGCAACUGGUUUAAGAACCGGAGGCAACGAGACAGAGCCGCGGCGGCCAAGAACAGGCUCCAGCACCAAGCAAUAGGACCCGCCGGCAUGAGGUCCCUCUCGGAGGCCGGCCUCACCCCUCACAGCUCGGCGGAGUCGCCCUCCACCGCGGCCAGUCCCACCACCAGCGUGUCCAGUAUGACGGAGCGAGUCGACACCGGAACCUCCAUUCUGUCCGUCACCUCCAGUGACUCGGAGUGCGACGUAUGAUACGCAAAAACAACACAAAAACACACAAAAAACACAUAAGAAAAAAGAGAAAUAUUUACAGGGAAAACGGACCUGAGAGGAAAAAAAAGACUUAUGAAAUAUCGACGAUGGGGGGGAAAGGACCGAUUGAUAUAAAUAUUGAAUAAAAAGAGAUAAAGCACGUUUUUUUUUUAUUAAAAGCGCUUUCAGAAAGGACACACGCCUCCUCAUCAAAGUCCCCCACUAGACUACUUGCAUGAAUAUUUUGAUUUUCUUCUUCAUUUUGCAUCCAAAGUGCAAGAUGAUCCUCCAUCAGAAGCAUCCAUCAGAGGGAAUUUAACAUUUUCACCUUUUUUUGUGAUGAUGAUGAUGUUGCUGAAGCAGCCGUCACGCAGACAAGAUGCAAUCCCGUUUUUCCCCUUUUUUUUUGUUGUUUUUGUGUUCAUCAGACAAUCAUUUCAAGUCGUAUAUAAGCACCUUUUUGUUUUUGUUUUUUAAAGAAAAAAAAUAUCCUGUCACUGCCUUUGUGGGGUCAAAAUAUGUUGAUGACUGUAUCAGAUUUUUAUUUUUUAUUUUCAAAAUUUUAUAUGGAAUGAUGUAUAUAAUAUGUCGAAAAUAACGCCAUCAUUCUCCCGCUGUGUAAUAUACGUGUAGAAAUAUGCUUGUACAUAAUUAUUGCCCCCGCCACCCACCUUGCCCUUCUUGUUCUUCCUCUCGUCUCAUUCUCUUUUCUAUCCCCCUUUCCUUCACUUUUCUUGGUGUUCCUACAUAAAAUAUUUGUUGAAAACUUAAACCACUUCAGUGCUGAGGGCCCGUUUGUUGUUGUUGCAUAUCACAAUAGUUACCCCUAAAAAUAUUUACCCUAUAAUAGUGUUUUUUUUUAAAUAAUGAAAUAUAAAAUGUAAAUGAAAUGUUUCCCCAUCCGCUUAGAGCUGCAUGAUAAGUGGCUAAACACAUGUUCAUAUUGGAUCAUUAUUGGAUUGUGGGGGCAUUAACGCUCAUCUCUGGCUUAAGGCUGCAAGCACCAUGCAGGUUACACUGUCAACUCACCUAAAAAACCUCCUCUUCUCCUCCUCUCCUCUUUUUCUGGAGCUGGAAACACACAAGAACAAAAAAGACUUAAUUCUUAUUUGCGUCUGUGUUCAUUGAAAUAGGUACAUUCCCAACACAUGUGACCUAUGCUGCACACAUUCGGACCAACGACCGUGCACUUAAAAAUGCUGAGUGCCAUUUCCCCCUUUUGUUUACGCUUGCUGGUGAAUGCAGAAAUUAAGUAAACGCGCCAUUAAAUGGCCUAAUCGCGAUGGGACUCCUCCCCUGGCCCAAUCUGCCAUUGUGGCCCUCUCAAAAGAGCUUUUCUUCCCGGGACGACAAGCAUUUCCCCCCCUCUUUGCUCCUCAGAAAAAGAGGGGGGAUUUCUCCCCUGCAAGUCUCUUUUUUUUGCGGCUAAAUCUCCAAGCAAUCACACUACAGUUUGUUACAGGACACUUGCAGCAUUUUUGUGUGUGUGGGGGGGUGUUUUUGAAGGCUGUCCCAAAAGCAAAAAUGGUGUUAAACACACACUAGGAAAAGUCUACCUGGCAACUGUACUCUUUGGGGGCCAGAAUAAUGAAAAUGAAAUAUUAACUAUGAGAUGCAUAAGGAGGAGACAGCAUAUUUUAAUGGAAAAAAUAGGACCUAUUUUCACUAAACGUUAUUUCUAACUAACAGUAUUUAGUUGGACAAAAACAUAUAUGCUAAGCGAGUAUCGAAGACAUUCAAAUGACCACUGACGUCGAUUAUCAUUACUGAAAUGAUUAAAAUCGAAAUAUCUUUUUGAGUACUAUACACACAAGUUAUUCAAGUCUGAAGCUCUCAAAUAAAAAUUAUUCAAAAUAAAAAUAUUAAUAAUAAAAUAUUAUUUAAUAAUAUUAUUUACUCAAUAAUAUUUCCCAAAUACAGUACAGGCAACUUUUUUUUAUCAUUAGAGAUUGUUAUUAGGAGUGAUGAACCACUCGUGAAUAAAAAAUAAGCAUUAAGGGUGCCUCACUUGUUCAUUAGUCCACUUUUAAAUAUUUAACUGAGCUUUGUGGAGUGAAAUAUGGUCAUAAAAGUAUCUUAAUUAGGAUUUAGUGAUGUUUUAAAAGUGUUAAAAUGUGUUAAAUAUGUUUCUGUUGACCAAUGAAGGCAUCAUGGAGGUUUUGGGCGUGUCACUCCAAACAUACGUCUAAAAGUGUAUGCGUGUGUGUGCUCGUCUCUGUAUGGGGUCAUGAACAGUGUGUGUGUGUGUAUGUGUGUGUGUGUGUGGGGUGGGGGGGGGGGGCAAGGUAGGGUGGGGGUCGUGUUCGUGAUCUGUCAAGUCAAAUAUGGAUCAGCACACAAAAGAACUUAGCGAGGAGUAAUCUGUGUGUGUGAUACUUACACGAGAGUCAACGACAAGAAUGUGAGACAAUCGGGGUGUCGAACAUUACACUACUACUAGUAUGACAUAUUUAAUCUCUUUUUCACCUUAAGGCAUCUUUUAUCUUUUAUUACUCCUUAUAUUGUUUUAAUAGUCUUUGAUGAAUGAGCUGUAGGCAAAGUUCAUGUAUGGCAAACUAUUAUUAUCUUGCAUAUUCAAGUUCUACAGUUUCUUUCAGUUCUUUGACUCUUUAUAUUGAUUGAAGUGUCUUUGUAACAUUAUUUAUAAUUCCUUUACAUAAAUAUCCCAAAGUUAAUGUAUAGGGGAAGGUACUACACUAAUACUUGCUAAAAAGUUUACAGUUUAACAAGUUACACAAAAUACCUAUUAAUGUUUUACUCCUCAUACUGAUUAAAGUGGCAUUGAUGCAUGAGCUAUAAACAGUAUAAUCCCAAGUAUGGGAACUACUAUAGUAUAUAUUAAAUAAAUUGAAAAAAGGUAGUGAUUUUGGUACACAAGCCUUCUUACAUAACUUUUACUCCUUGUAUUGAUGUAUGUUAAUACACAAAUUCGAAUUCCUUUACAUAAAUAUCCUACAGUUAAUGGACGAGAACCUACUAUUUUAAUGUAUAACAGUUUUUUCUAAACGUUUCAUGUUUUUUUUUUUUUACACAAAAGCCUCCUCAUAUUGAUUUACAAUAAGUAUCUUUGAUAAAUGAUGAAAAAAAAUUCUACAUACCCAUCCCAAAGGGGGUUAUGUAGAGAAGGCAGGAGGUGGUUGGAAUCUGAUGGUGAUAAAAACUCGCCCUGCCCUUGUUUUUUCUCGGAUUUCACCGCUUAACUGCACAGAAGUUUGCCCAUUGGUGUGUAUUCAUGCAGCAGCAGCAGCAUCAGCUCCUGGUCAGUGCAAAUAAUGACACUGAUGGACCUACAUAUCUUCCUUAAUGCUCAAUAUGAGCCUUUUUUGGUUUCUGCUUGACAGCUGGGGAUAUUUUUCUCCCUCACAUGAGAGUGUGCAUUACUUAUUAUGCAUUAUUGCUCAUAGGACAUAACAUUAGGUAGCCCUAAGUAGCCCCACUCCAGUGUAAACAAAAGCAUUUAUUGUAGGCAUGUACGAUAAUAAUGGGUACCGAAAAAGUACAAUAUCGGUUGAUAUUGGUAUUGCAAUCAUAAAAACCGAUGCUGUAUACAACACAUAUGUGUUCAUUCCACCACAGGAGAUACGUCCUGUUACACAUAUCGGUAUCGGAAAUUGAGAGUUGGAUAAUAUUGACAUAUUUGGCAAAAAAGCCAAUAUCGGAUAUCCCUAAUUUAUUGUGUUAAUGGUAAUGAUGCGUUUUUUUUAUUGACACCAUCUAUCUGUCCUUUUGACUCAUUUGUGAGAGGCUUCCACCCAAAUAUUUGGGACAACUCUCAGUAGGAUGCAGUGCAAAUCUGCACGAUAAUAAGAAGGCAGAUUUUGUAUGCGGAUGGUAUUAAACAUUGCAUAAGUUAACAUCUCUGCUUGUAUUGGGAUGGGCAUAUUUGUACUAUAUGUGGAGAAAUAGUGCAAAAUCAUUAACUUGGAUAAAACUAUGAUAUCAUUUUGGCAUUCACAUGGCAUAAAAACAUUAAAUAUCUCAUAUUAUUAAAAAUUGACUUGUUUGUGCAUUCACAUUCAAUUAUUUUAAUAUAUAAGUAACAAAACUACAUUAAAAACUUGUAAACAUUUGUCACCGAUUCAUGAUUACUGCGGAGUUUAUACUGUAUUGGCUGGGGUAGGGGGGGUUAUAGCAUGAAUAAACGACCCCCUUGGGGGCUGGUGUAGCUAAUCAAGUGUCCAGUAAGUGUCUAGUGUGUACUACAAUAACACAACAAACAUAUUUAUAUAAAUAUGUCAUAUGAUGCCAUGUGGGAGUCAACUUGGCAAGUUACAACAUUACACACCAUGCACUUGCUAAUUGUUUCUCUGUUCAAUGGUUGCUGAGGGGUUAAAGGGCAGAGAUGUAUAGUGGUGGUGUGUGUGUGUGUGUGUGUGUGUUAUGCAAUAGUCUAGAAUGCCUAUUAGCGUGCACCGCUAUAGCACCAGGCUCACCUUUUUAAAACAAGCACAACAUGAAAGCAACCCAGCUCUGGCUUAUACUCCAGUGA